AUGGACACUCCCAGGGGCUCCCUCGUCCCCCGGGAUGUGGAGAGUGCGAAGGAAAUGCAGCUGCGGGUGACUCCGUCGGAGAUGAAGUUUCAGGACACGCUGGCUGGGAAGGUGUACCGCCUUCCAGUUACUAUCCACAAUCUUGGCCGUACCAACCAGAAGAUCCGGUUUCUGGAGCCAGGGAAGCCUCAGUUCAAACUGAUUUUGAACAAUCUGGAUAAAGAACUUGCUUCUGGACUUCAGAUGACAGCUAUGGUGGAAUAUCAUCCUGAUAAAGAUGAAGACAUUUCUGACCAACUAUUUAUUUUAAUAGGAAAUAAAGCAAUAGAGAUCCCUCUCAUUGGGUUGAUUCCAGCAUGUCAAUUGGAGAUUGAGCCAGAAGUUAAUUUUGGCAUUUUGGUUGCCAAUAGUAAAGUAUAUUGUAAAGAGAUUCGUAUCAUUAACCGUGGCAAGGUUCCAGGUAUGUUUACAACAGAAUACCAGGGCCAAUUACCCAUUGUCAUUUUUCCAACUAAUGGUAUUGUGGAGCCCAAGUCAUCAGUGAUUAUUAAAGUGGAUUUCUGUGCAGACCAGCCCAGAGUUGUAAAUGAAGUGGCAAAAGUACGUUUGCAAGGUCAUCCAGAUAUAUUCUUGAAUAUCAAAGUUCAUGUGGUUGAGCAGAUUAUUGAAUUGUUAAACAUUAGCGAUAAUCAAAAGCUGGAAUGCAUACACUUUGGUUUUGCUUUCUUUGGAACAUCAAAGAUUGAACAUGCACUUCUAUACAAUAAUAGCCCAGAACCGAUAAAUUGGGUGGCCAUAAUGCAAAAUGAUACAGUUGGAGAAGAAUUGGGUACAAAUAUUCACCAAAGAACAGAUGUUGCUGUAAAUAAUCUCACCUACUUAAGAAAAAUAAAGAACAUAGAUAUUACCAAUUUUAUCUCCUGUGUUCCUAAUGAAGGAAGGUUACUACCUUAUCAAAAGAUUACCAUUACAUUUUGUUUCAGUCCAAAGCUAAUUGCUGAUAGUAAAAAGGAUAAUGAUCCCUUACACAGGCAGGACUAUGCUCUCUUUUUGAGAUUUGACUCUGUAGGAAGUAAAGACGGAUUUUUGAGAGACGAUAACAGUAAAACCAUCACAAGUGAUCGGUUUCAGAAAUUGGAAUUAGCACUGACAGGCUCAGGACUUCCUGUCAUAUUACAGUUUGAUACAGGAAGAGUCCUUAAUUUUGCACCGUGUCUCAUUGGUGAACAGUCAGAUAUUGCGUGUGUUAUGCAAAAUCCAUCCAAAUUACUUCCUGUGAUGUACCGCUUUAAAAAAACUGCACAUUUUAAAGUUGAUCCUGAAAAGGGCAAGGUUGAUGAAGGAUGCAUGCAGAAUGUGGUGUGUUCAUUCAUUCCACAUCAAGUUGGAGUCUUUAAAGUGAAGCAAUUCAUAGAGAUUAUUGGCCCAGUGGCAGAUGAAAAUUUUCGGUCUUUAUCGCUGAAACCUUUUCAUCAAAUACAUUUAGUUUUCAACAGUGUCUGCAAACCUUCUGCCAAGAAAGUUACGAUGAAAAUUAAUCCUGGUAUAUCCCCUUUCGUCUGUAAUCCUACGGGACAGUUUGUGGUCAAAGAUUUGGCAAAAUAUGAGGAAUACGCACCUGUUGCAAUGCUUCAGUCAGCCAUGACAACCAUUCACAAUCAGUGCUCAAAUAAAGAGGCAGUGAAGGAUGCGCUGAUAGCUUUUCCCAAUGACCGAGCUGCAAGUAUUAGGCCUGGACACCCGGAUAAACAUUUCAGGACGAUUUUCACAAAUAUUCCAAGAUAUAACUAUGUGGAUCCUGAUUUUGCAUAUACUAAUUCUGAAAAAUUAAAAAUGAAAGCACAUGAAGAUUGUUAUGCAAGAUACAUUAAAGAUUUAAGAAAUGCGCGCCUGCAGAGAAAAAAAGCAGAGAUGUAAGGCAAAUAUGCAUAUGACGAUAAAGACAUAGGAUUACAGCCAGCAUCAGGUCUAAAGUCACCCUCGCUCUCAGAAUCGGAAGUAGAAGAAAACCUAUUUUCAGUAGGAUGUAAGAUCAAUCCUUACCAACUGCUAAGUACCAGGAAUAUGGAAUCCAAGGAGGCAAGGGCUCUGGGAAGAAAGGUUCUCAAAGGACUUAAAUCGAACCCAUCUACACCUCAUGAAAAACAUGAUUGCAGCUUAAUUUUGACACCAAAACAGAUUCAUCAAGUAAUUGUUGGGCCCUCUGUUCUUAAUUUUGGUGAUAUUUGUGUGAACUCUACAAAUACUCAACCAUUACAUGUCAUUAAUAUGCUACCUAAGUAUAUUUGGAUCCGGUUAAAUAUUAAUUUGAAAGAGCUUCGAAAAACCAACCAAUUUUCAUAUGUGAUUCCACCUACAGCCAGUACUUACAUUUCAAUUGUAUUUCAAUCUCCCAACGCUGGAAAAUUUUGGAAGUCUUUCACCUUUACAGUGAACAAGAUACCUGGUGGGCACAUCCUAGUGAUGGCGGCUGUCAUGCCAGUAAGACUUGAGCUGUCUUCCAAUGAACUAGUACUGAAACCUCAUGGCUUCUUGAUGAAAACAUGUUUUAGGGAGACAGUUAGGUUGAAUAAUCAUCAGAAUUAUUUUGUCCACUUUGAAUGGCAGCCAGUAAACACAAGCAGAGGGAUAGCAUUUUCCAUUCGUCCAAUUCGAGGCACUGUUGAACCAUACUCCUCAUUGGAAUGUGAAGUGACAUGGCAGCCAGGUUUCAGUUAUCCAGAAAGGGGAGAAUUUAUUCUUCAUGUUGAUGAAGGAAACACACUGACACUAAAAUGUGUUGCACGACUUGGUCACACCAAGGUCUUAUUUUUGGAGCCAAAGAUACUCUUCAAUAAUAGCCCUCAAGGUUUAACAACAUGGAAGAAAGUCGUACUUCACAAUGUAGGACAAAACCAUGCUUAUUUCAAGAUUUGUGACCAGAGUCUUUUGUCUACCAUUAAUAUCAUUCCAUCAGAAGGAAUAAUUCCAUUUGGGGGGCUAACUGUGCUCAAUAUCUCCUGUACACCUACCAUGGCGGAAAAAUUUGAAACAAAAGCAAAGGUUAUUAUUCACCGUGCAAAUGACAUACACCUUAAGAUUGGUGGAACUGUUGAAAUUGCUGAUAUUGAAAUCAUUCCGGAUGUAUUUAUCUUCAGUGGCACCUAUGUUGGCGCUAUCCAGGUUAUCCCAUUUUUAAUAAAAAAUAAAGGUGUAACACGUGCCAGAGUGGAAUUUAAUCUAGAAGACUUCGAAUAUUUUUCAAUGGAACUUAAAGACAAAUCAAAGGAAUUCACAGACUCUGCAUUUCCUGACAUAUAUUUUUUUGAGUUAGAGGAAAAAACAUCUCUGGAAUGUGGCCUAGUGUUUUCUCCUAAAGAAGUGGCAGCAUACGAAUUUAGCUUUCAAGUUCGAAUUAAUUUCUUUGAGGCUUCAGAACUUUACACUCAACGUCAUUCGUCGAAAUCUGCUGUGACUCCAAAGGCAACACCACUUAUUCGACCAUGUUAUGUUCAAGCUACUGUAUUGCAAGCACCGUUGAAUUUAUCCAGCACUGAUUUUACAUUUGUAAUUCCAUCAUAUGCUAUGAAUCCUAAUAAGAAGGUCACAGUAACUCAGAAUCUUGUCUUAUUUAAUACUUCAACAAAAGAUGUGCAGUGGACUUUUGAUAUUAGUAAUGCUGGCAAACUUUUCAAAGAUGGCAUAUUUAAGCUUGGUGUACUGAGUGGGAUUCUACAACCAUAUACAGAAUGUAAUGUUUCCAUAACUUUCUGUCCACAUCACCAUAGAAAAUACACAGCUAAUAUUCCUAUGCAUUUAAAUAAUUAUUCAAUUCGCUAUCAAACAUUACAUCUGGUUGGAGAGAUAACAUCACCCAAGUUAUCGUUUGACCCUCCAUUCAUGUUUUUCACCCCUGUUCCUUUGGAUGUAACAACUAUGAUGACUAUCAACAUUUUACCUCAAAAUUAUAUCAGAGAUGCAAUUUUAAAUGUUGAGAUUCCCCCAGCAAGACUUCUUGAUAUUGAUGAGGCGGGUCACCCUCUUUCUGUGGAGUUUCCAAAAGGCAGAGCCAUCAUAGGCUCUCUCACCGGAGUCAACACUGAACUCACCUGCUGCUUCAGCUUCAAAUCAUCUAAACCUGUGUCAUUUUUCACACAUGUUCUUUUCUAUGAUAACAGAGAUAACCGGUUUUUACUUCCAGUUACUGGAACAGCAGAAAACUGCAUGCUUACUACUUACCUAUAUAUGGCAGUUCAUCGUGAUAUGCAGGACAUUAUUGUAAGGAAUGAUAAGGAUGACAGUCCUGUGAAGGCUACAGACAAUGUUUCACUUCCCUCUCGAGAAGCUGAAUUGCCUUCUCGUGCUCCUCCUAAAUGUAAAGAUGCUGAGUCUGCAAAGAAAUUAUUUGUUGGAAUGGAAAUAAUACCUGAAAAGUUGAAUUCCAGCAAAUGUAAAACGUCAAAGAAAAAAGGCGGUAGACUAAUGGAAAAAGAGAAAAAUCUGCAUUUUUUUCCUGAAGAAGGAACAAAGGCAUAUGACUUCUUUCAGAAGGUUGUAAAUGCAGCUGAGACCUGGUUCAGUCUCUUCGGCUGGCCGGAAGGACCCCAUUUUCUUUCCAUUCCAAAGACUAUAAGAAGGGAUGUGUAUAAAAUGCAAGCCUGCUCAUCAGCCUCAUUAUCCAAAAGAAUUUUACGACAGAAUGACUUUUUAAGAUAUAAUAGAACCAUUUAUGAUGUGGUACGCCACUUGAGUGGAAAAAUGCCUGAUGGAAUUAAUUCAAGUCAGUCGUUACCUGUGGAUUUCACUGAAAGAGUGAUUCAACUUCAUAUGCAACAUUCUUCACUUCUUGACUUUCUCAAUGCUCAAGGAGCAUGUAUUCCUCAUGUACUGCCAGAAUUUCUGUUUGAACCAGAAGAUUAUAAGAAGUGGAUUAAAAUUACAUCUUCCACUAAUACCUUGCCUGUGUGUUCCUCUCUACCUAAGGAAAAGCAUUCUAUCGUUAUAGAUAUGACUAAGUUUGAAGCCUGGAGUCAACGGGCAUGGACAGAUGUAUUCCUUCAGAUGUAUAAGGUUCUGGUACUAUCCCGGAUUGUACCACAUUCCAGAAAGAAUUUGCCCUCUGUAUAUGAGCAAAAUUCACCAAAAGUUAAUCCUCCUUUUGCAUCCAGCAACAUAUAUUCUAAUUCUGAAAGGAUUCUGCUUAUUUGGAUGAACACAAAUUAUGAGAAUACCCGACAUAUUAUAUGGAAAAAUGGUCUGAAAGGUACUAUUCCCUCUGAGAGAUGGAUAGUAAAUUUUGACAAAGACCUUUUAGAUGGCCUUGUUUUUGCCACACAGUUGGGAGCCUAUUGCCCAUUUUUGAUUGAGUCUCAUUUUGUACAUAUGUAUACAAAACCAAAAAGUCCUGAACAGUAUUUUCACAAUUGCCUGAUUAUUGUGAAUGUUCUUCGUGAAAUUGGCUUUAGCAUGGGCAUACAGGCCUCUGACAUCUGUGACCCUAAUCCAAUCUUGAUGCUCAUGCUUUGUGUCUACAUGUAUGAAAGACUCCCUACAUAUCUCCCCAAGGAGACGGUGACCUUUCAAUGUACUCUACAUGACACUGUAACAAGACAGAUUCUGCUGAAAAAUUCAAGCUCAAAAAGCUUAGAGUAUAAAGCUACAAUUAUUGGAAGAGAUGCUGGUGAAUUCUCCCUCUCCCAACCGGGGAAUAUUGUGACACUUCCUCCAAAAAACGAAAUCAAUAUCACUCUGAAAUUCACCAGUCACUUCCUCCAUCCUGCCGAAGCUUCACUGCUAUUAAUUUCAAAACCUAAGAAUGCAACAGGAGGCACUACAAUGAUUUUUGCUCUUAAGGGUAAAGUCCACAAUUUUAAAGCCAUUGAAAUUAUAAAAUGCAAAUCUCCAUGUUAUAAAUGGAAACAAGUCACUGUGAAGGUUAAAAAUACCUUUCACACGGCUGGAGAUUUCAGAGUCAUUUUGGUGGAAUCCUCAACAUUUAUCUCUUUGACAUCCCAAUUAAUUGCAUCUGGACAAUACACUAAACAUGAUCCAACACAAAGUAGCAAGGGAAAUGAUACUGCCGAGGACCCUGCUUUUGCCCCCAAAGCCUUAAAAACCUCAAUUAAGUCCACCUUCAUCAGAGAGUUCUUUUGCACUACACGUACUCUUCACCUGGAAAUGAAAAAGACUUCAAAUCUGGAGCUCUUCUUUCUUCCCUUUGACAUGCUAACACGCUACUGUAUCAUUGUCCUUAGCAACAAACAGAUUGGAGAAUUAAUAUACAUUGCAGAAGGAAAAGGUAUGAUCCCUUUGCCUUCUGGAUUCCUUCCAGUAAAUUCUUCAACUUCACACGACUACAGCAGUUCUCCAGAAGAAGUGUUUAAUGAAGAAGAGCCAGUUCUGUAUUUGAAAUGCAAGCCCCGUCACAUCUUGGAUGUGGACCUUAUAUUGCCACUGACUAAUGAAGCCAAGGAAAAGGCUUUGGCUUUUGCAGCACAGCAACAGAUGUCGGAGUUAGAGUAUCGGCGAAGGCUGAUCACAGGCACCCUGGAGAGCAGUAGUAUCCGCGUGGCGAUCGCCCUCCUGGGACUGACCAGGGUCGAGACUUGUACGCUCUUUAAUAUCUCAAAGUUAAAGACGCCUAAGUCCAUUUUAUACACAACAGAACUGAGCCUUCCAGAAUAUUUUUAUAUCCCCAACGAAAUCUACAUUCCUCAGAAGCCAGUAAAUAAAGCUAAAGGACUUAAACCUCCAAAUAAAACAGUUCCAGAUGGAUGUUUUUCAGUUCCUUUGAAAUUUGUUCCUCUCACUCCUGGACGCUACCCUUGUAAAAUUUUGUUGACAUCAAGGUACGAUGUGCGUCUAUAUUACAUUGAGGGUGUGGUGGAUCAUGAAUGUCCAGAGGCCAGAUUUAAAUUUGAAACACCAGCAUUUGGAACUCUUACCCAGAAUAUUCCAAUAAAUAAUAAAACAAAGAACAAAUGGAAAUGUCAAGUUACCAUAGAAGGAGAAUAUUUUUUUGGACCUACUAUUGUAUCUGUCGAACCAGGUGAAACUGUGCUAUAUCCUCUCACAUUCAAACCUCUUUUGGAGUGUGAGAUUAUGGGCAAACUUAUUCUACAAAAUGAAAUAGAUGGUAUGGCACAUAUCUUUGAAAUGAAAGGGAUUGGCAAAAAGCCCGUGGCCUUGGAACACAUCAUUGUAAACUGUCAAGUAGGAAUGUUAGAAGAUAAAACCAUAAUGGUGCCCAAUCAUACAAAGACCAUGGUAACCUAUAAGGUAUCUUCAGAUCUUCCGAUAGUAUGGGGAGAUCCACACAUCACCAUAGACCCUGAUAGUGUAUUUCCAUACAUUCUACACAUAAAUCCUCGGAAACGUGGCAUAUUCAAAGGUAAAAUUUUAUUUUCCAUUAAAAGUGGACAAGAUGAUGAUUCUGAGAAAGACUUGGAUCAAAAUGAAGAUGAAGAUGAAGAUCAAGAUAUAGUGCCCUUCUUUCAGAAAUCAUUAUCAGAACUAUCCUACAAGAUUCAUGAGAAAGACUUAGAUGAUGAUAGUAAUUUACAAGUCUGGUAUUAUCUUGAGAUCCAUAUCCAUCCUGGGAAACCUGUAGAUGUUAUCGAAAUGAAAUGUAUCGCUAUGGAGAGCACUUGCUUUGAAAUACCUCUCUGUAAUUCAAAAGAGAAAAUUCUUCAUGUAGAAGUGGAAUUAUCAAAUCCUGCCCUUAGUGGACUCAAGGAGUUUGAGCUACAUCCACAAGAAUGUAUUGACUAUGCUGUCUGUUAUUCUCCAGCAAGUACAGGCUGUAGAGAUGAAAGCGUUGUUUUUCAGCCUGAUAAAGCUCUAGAAUACUGGUAUUUACUGAAAUUUACUGUUGAAUUGCCAAAAACAACCACAAUGCCAGAAAUACAUUGUGACCUUGGAAAAUAUUUCACUCAGAUGAUCCCUUUAGUUAAUCCUACACAUGAAACCUUAGAAUUGCAAGUAAAGAACAGUAAUCCUGAUAAUUUUGUCUUGGAUACUAACAAAUCAUCACUGAACUUAUCUCCUCAUUGCACGAAUAAUGUACCUGUUCACUUUCAUCCUUCUGCUCUUGGAAGAAGUGGUCACCAAGCUUCUAUUGUUUUCCACUGUGAUCAGUUUAAAGAAUGGAGAUUCCUCCUCUCUGGAGUAGGACUACUUCCCCAGCCUCUAGAAAUAGAAAGAACAACCACAUAUGUUCAUCUUCAAGCAUUUAUUGUUAUAGCUUUCAAAAAUCCCACCAAGGAAGAUGUUUUACUCAAUAUUAUACUAACGAAUGAACAAAAGCCCAAGAAUCUCACCCUUGGCAUUUGCUGUGAUAGCUUCCUCAUUGAAACACCUGCCUUCAAGCUUAAUCUGAGACACACACAAGGAAUUGCAUUGCCUCCUAAAGGAAUUAUAAAUAUCCCAGUGAUGUUUGUACCCAAAAUUAUGAGAUUACAGAAAACAAUGGUCGUUAUUCAAAUGAUGAGAGCAAAUGGAAAAAGUUGGCCUAUUGACAAUUUUGAUGAAUUGAACACAGAAACAAAAAGAACUAUGGGAAUAGACAGUGGAGAAAUACAAACAAUACAAUGGAUAUACCCCAUUCUUGGACUCCCACAGGCAAAACAUGCUAAAUUCCCUCCAGUUGUUAUAAAAUGUCAGUCCAAGAAGCGGGUAGAAGAGGAGCUGGAUGUUAUACUGACUGGUGAUUUUUUGGGAGAAAAUCCUAUCUUAAAUGUAUCAGAUUUUAUAGUAACUCCAAGAAGACAUUCAUAUGCAUCUUAUGAAGAUAUCGAUGGUAUACCUAUAAAACGUGAAUUUGAAUAUGAAAUUAUAUUUGAAUCUGAAGUUAUGAGGUCUAACUUGCAAUCCACUGUGGCUUUAUAUUUGAUGAAGAAAUCUUAUAAUAUCCGGGCUGAAAUGAUAACAUUGGCUUUCAACCUGAUAUUUUCACCAAAGAAACCAUUAAGGUCUGAAAUUACACUGAAAAUAGAGUGUAUAACAGAUGGGAUCUGGCAGUUUCCCAUAAUACUGAUUGCUACUGAACCUGAUGUAGAUGAUGUCAUUAAUAUUGAAGGGGCUGGUUUAUAUAAGGAAUCUGUUGUUGACUUCACGCUGACCAGUAGGAAAAGAUAUGCUGAGCCAUUCACUGCAUACUUCCUAUCCGGCAGUGAUCCCGAGUUUUUUGUAAAACCUCAGUCUGGAGAACUUGCUUCUUUUGACAGUGAUGGAACUGUCAUUAUCGUGGGUUUUAAACCUCGAAUGUAUGGUAAGAAAUACAAAGCAAGAUUAGUAAUAGAGACAGAGGAAACGUACAGUUUGUAUGCUGUCAAUGGAUUACCUCAAGUAACCAAGUCACCCAAGGAUGUAGAAGCCAAAAUUGACACUACUAACAAAAUGUUGAACAGCAAGCCGGUUCCUCAGCGCAAUUUUGUCUGUGAAAAUAUUAACCUCGUAAAGACAGGAGUGCCCUCUACCAUCAAGUGUGCUCCUUUGAUGUUGAAGAAUAAAUAAAAGUUUUUUCCAAAAUAUUUCUUGAUCUUGAGUAGAAUUGAAUAUAAUUUUGUGAUUGUAAUUGCAUCUUCUGGAAUAUUUGUGAGGAAUAAUAUUUCAAUUAUAAUAGACCUUAUAUGUUUUAUAUUUUAAAUGCUAAAUUUAUUCUCUGAAUAUGUUAUACCUAAUUUCUGAGUUAUGUGUGUGUUUUAAAAUGGACUGGGUACAAAUGUUGGGAUUGGUUCACUUUUAAAGUACAGGAGUACGUUUAUAAUAAAACUGAAAAAUGUGAUUUCAAUGACAA
Pteropus alecto (black flying fox) is the source of this 9775-nucleotide messenger RNA. RefSeq names its product cilia and flagella associated protein 47 (gene CFAP47). The record is from RefSeq and is a predicted model, not a curated record. Gene Ontology annotation, molecular function: protein binding. NCBI's taxonomy places the organism in Eukaryota, Metazoa, Chordata, Mammalia, Chiroptera, Pteropodidae. The transcript has 66 exons.